AUGUUUAAUUUACAUAUGGCAUUAUUAUCAUUUACAGAAGCAAUGAUUACGAAUGACAGGGAUGGAGAUACUCGUAAUAUGCUCAAUGAUGAUUGUUCUGUGAAGGCAGCAACGCCAAUAGAAGGUGAUUUUUACAUAUUUUCUUAUGUUAAAAGAAUUUUAGCUAUAACUAUUGCGGAACUUGAAGAAGUUCGUGCUUUCAUAAUUGAACAGCGAAAGAAGAAGGAAGCCGCUGAAGCGCGUCGGAGACGCUCAAUCACAAAAUCAAGUACUACACUAAGUUCAGUAUCUUCUAAAAGCAAGCCGCCCUCCGCAAAAAAGAUGCAAAUUAAAAAGGUCAAAAAAACUGGUCAUAAUGAUGGAGUGAUAAAAGCAAUUGUUGAGCGUAACAAAAACGAAGAAAAUAUUGAGCCCGUUGAUGAAGUAAUGAUGGACUAUGAGGAUGAAGAGGAUGAUUCUGAAGAUCCUGACUCCAAUGAAAUUUUUGAUUUAGGCGAUAAUGAGGAAGAGUACAAGAAAAUUAAAUCUGAGCGUACGUUAACAUUAAUUUUAUAA
Messenger RNA from Meloidogyne enterolobii, 555 nucleotides. NCBI's taxonomy places the organism in Eukaryota, Metazoa, Nematoda, Chromadorea, Rhabditida, Meloidogynidae. The record is from the annotation of a GenBank genome assembly.